UGCAGUUUGUGGUGUGUCAUUAAAACCAAAAGGAUCAACCUUUCCGGUGUGCUCAGAGUUUUCGGAGGUUGGGUCCCAAGGACACACUGAAAUUAUCUUUUUGGUCCAGAGAUGAAAGAGCUUAAGAACCAUGGGUUUACGGCGGAGUGUUGCUCCCUCUGUGGUGGUCUGUUGGUCUCUCUCUCGCUGUUGGUGUAUGGAAGACUAACACAGGGUCUUCUCUGGUCUUCUCUCUCCUCUUUGGUCUCCUGUCUGGUCUCCUCUUCGGUCUCCUCUGUCCUCUAUGUCUCCUCUCUGGUGUCCUCUGUCUCCUGUCUCCUCCCCCCGUCCCCGAUUGGCCCUUGUAGUUGACCUCAGCCUUGACUUCUCUGGUGACUCUGCAGUUCUCAGCGACCCCAUCGACCUCGUAACCCCCUUGACCCAGGAACAGAUCCGGCUCCUCCUCUGGCACGAGGAGGAGCAGCACCGCCGAGAGGAGGAGCGGCUGAGGAGGAAGGACGAGGAGAGGAAGAGGAGGAGGAAACAGAGGAAGGAGCAAGCGGAGAGACAGAGGAACUUUGUGGCGGAGAGGCGGAGGGAGGAAGAGGAGGCUCUGAAGCAGCAGAUAGCUCGAGAGGAGGAGGAGUGGAGACAGAAGGAGAAGAUGAGACAGGAGGAGGCAGAGAGAGUGGCCAGGGAGAGGCAGAUGGAGGAGGAGAGGAGAAGAGAGGAGGAGGCAGAGAGAGAGGCCAGGGAGAGGCAGAUGGAGGAGGAGAGGAGAAGACAGGAGGAGGCAGAGAGAGAGGCCAUGGAGAGGAAGAUGGGGGAAGAGAGGAAGAGACAAGAUGAGUUGCUGAGGGAGGCACUGGAGGCUCUAGAAGAGGAGAACGAAGAGGACGAGUGGUUGAGAGGAGACGUGUUUCAGAGUUUACCAAACCAACUAAAGGAGCGUGACUUACUCCCUCCUCCUCAACCAAUACCUCCUACGCUUCUGAGCCAGGAGCUGGAAUGGGAGCAUGAGGAGGUGGGAGAAGGAGAGGAAGAGAUCAAAGUGUCUCCCAGGAACGCUCUUCCUCCAGGAUGUUCCAUCUCAGACGUUACCAUGACCUGUGAGAACAUUAAACUGGACUACUUCCCCCCUUUGACCAUCCCAUACCUCAAGUCUCUCAGUCUAGAAGGUAACCUCAUCAGGAACAUCCCAGCCGAGGCCUUUAACGGCAUACCAAAUCUGGAGUGGAUCAACCUAGGGAAGAACCUCAUCACCUCUGACGGCAUCGCUGCUGCAGCUUUCAGAGGGCUGCAGUUCCUGACACGGCUGUACCUGGACGGGAACCUUCUAGAACGGGUUCCCUCCAACCUGCCCUCCACCCUGCAGGAACUCAAGAUCAACGAGAACAAGCUGAGCACCAUCAAGGAGAAGAGCCUCCGAGGUCUAAGCAGCCUGAUAAUCCUGGAGCUGGAGGACAACCUCCUGAGUGAGAACAACGUGGAUCCGUCCGCCUUCUCCCCUCUGACCCAGCUGUUCUACCUCAGGCUGGGCCGAAACCACUUCCGCACAGUCCCUCAGGGUCUACCACCCACACUGCUGGAGCUGUACCUUGAGAACAACAUGAUUGAGGAGAUCUCAGAGGUGGUCUUCAACAAUACCACCAGUCUGACCCUGGUGUCCCUCAGGCACAACCGCCUGGACGAGACCAGGAUGGCCCCGCUGGCCUGGAUCAACCACAGGAGCCUGGAGUCCAUUGAUCUGUCUCAUAACGACCUCUACCUGGUUCCCUCCUACUUGCCGAGAUCCCUCAUUCACCUGGUUCUGGUUGGGAAUCACAUAGAGAGGAUACCCAGUUAUGUGUUUGCCCACAUGGACCCUGGGCUGGAGUAUCUGUACCUGUCCUACAACAAGCUGGACGGGCAUGGCAUCGAACCCGAGUCCUUCUUCGGUGCGUACCACUCCAUGGUGGAGCUGUGCAUGGACCACAACCAGCUGGUCUCGGUUCCGGCAGGAAUCAGCCUGAUGAAGGCUCUGCACUUCCUCCGGCUCAACAACAAUAACAUAAGGAGCAUCCCAGAGGAUAGCCUGUGUGAGCCAGGGAUGGAGGCAGACGCCACCCUGGUGGCUGUGAGGCUGGAGAACAACCGAAUAGACCCCGACAGCAUCUCCAGCAGCAGCUUCUCCUGCGUCCGCGCCACCUCCAGUGUGGUCUUCAAACCACAGAGGAAAGACUGAACCACUUCUCCAAACACUGUCCAUCACCAGGCUAACUACAAAGACUGGAGCUCUCCAUCGCACUAUAGCCCUGCCAUGCUCAUCCUUUGGUGUGCUUUCCCCACUGAAGACUACACAUGUGCCCGGUAGUGUAACAAAAUACCUGGUAGCAUAACAAAGUACCAGGUUCCAAGAGUACCAGGUUUAGGGGUGGAGAUAGCGAUACUGCAAGCCACUGGUCCACAGAACAACCCGACAUGAGACUGAGAAGAAUGGCUGUGAAGGCAACACAGAUCCCCAGACCUUCUCCUUGCACUGACCAAACCCCACCUGGUCGGGGGCCAUUCGUGCGCAGCUCAUGUACGAAUGACAUCCAUUGGAACUGAAGUGUAGCCAACAUCUGGGUUUCUCGUCAUAAAUUGACACGGGAAUGCUGCCUGUACUGUAAUCUGCACAGAUUGAGAGUACUAGAUAGACACAUAGAUAGUACUUUAUUAACCCAGGAUGGGAAAUUAUGUUUUUCUAAGUUAGGAAGCGUAGACUGUUGACAGUACAUUGGUCAGCAGAAUUCAACAAGUUAGUACUUUUACCAAAAGGAUGUGUAUUUAGUGAUUAAAUAUCAAUUAACCUUUUGUAUUGAUAUAGCAUUCAUGAAAAAGAGUGAAACAAAAAGGGAAAAAUAGGUCAAACACAAAACACAACACUGAAACUGUAAAAUGAGGACAAGCUAUUACCAGCAUCAUUAGCAAAGUCAAACAAAAAGCCUUAUAACAUAAAGUGCCAUGUAUCGCGAUGAAGGAACAGCGUGCUUACAGACAGCAUGUUCAGAGAGUGUUAAAAAUAACUUUUUAGUAUUGUAAUGAAUGUUUCAAAAAGUUGUAUUUUCUUUGCCUUUUUUGCCCACUUGCUAAAUAAAGUAAAUCACACAA
Gadus macrocephalus (Pacific cod) is the source of this 3111-nucleotide messenger RNA. It is a transcript of the gene ecm2, whose product is annotated as extracellular matrix protein 2, female organ and adipocyte specific. Gene Ontology annotation, molecular function: heparin binding; protein binding; collagen V binding. The record is from RefSeq and is a predicted model, not a curated record. Bases 284 to 2203 code for a protein of 639 amino acids. Gene Ontology annotation, biological process: extracellular matrix organization; positive regulation of cell-substrate adhesion. Gene Ontology annotation, cellular component: extracellular matrix. Lineage: Eukaryota; Metazoa; Chordata; Actinopteri; Gadiformes; Gadidae. The transcript is spliced from 8 exons.